UACAGUAGCUAUAAUAAAAGGAGUUUCCCUUUCCCAAUCUGGACGCACGAAUCCAGUGACACACAGAGCUAGCUAGCGAUGGCGGCCGGAGCCGGAGGAGACGGCGGCGGCGAGCUGAAGCUUCUGGGGACGUGGGCGAGCCCGUUCGUGCAGCGGGUGCGCCUCGCGCUGAACCUCAAGGGCCUCGCGUACGAGUUCAUCGAGGAGGAGAUCGGCGGCGGCAAGAGCGAGCUCCUCCUCGCCUCCAACCCCGUCCACAAGAAGGUCCCCGUCCUCCUCCACCGCAGCAACCCCAUCUGCGAGUCCCAGGUCAUCGUCCAGUACCUCGACGACGCCUUCCCCGGCGGCGCCGCCGGCGGCGACCUCCUCCCCUCCGACCCCCACGCCCGCGCCGUCGCCCGAUUCUGGGCGGCGUACAUCGACGCCGAGUUCUUCGCGCCGUGGAACAGGUCGUUCUACACGGCGUCGGAGGAGGAGAAGACGGCGGAGAUGGGGAGGGCGGCGGCGGCGCUGGCGACGAUCGAGCGCGCGUUCGCGGAGCUGUCGAGGGGGAAGGGGUUCUUCUCCGGCGAGGACAGGCCGGGGUUCGUCGACGUGGUGCUCGGCGGGUUCGUGGGCUCGAUGCGCGCGUACGGCACGGCGGUCGGCGUGGAGGUGCUCGACGCCGGGCGCACCCCGCUGCUGGUGGCGUGGGCGGAGCGCGUCGCGGCGCUCGACGCCGCCAGGGGCGUCAUCCCCGACGUCGAACGCGUCGUCGAGCUCUCGCGCUACGCGAGGAAGAAGUAGACACGGUAACGAUUUGUGUUGUCCUGUGGUGUUUGUAUCGUCAAAAUAAAUGUGGCACAAAGGUUGUCAUCAUUAGUGAGCAUUCUUGCCGGUUUCUUCUCCAGUUUAAGUGUCUGUGUUGCUUUUGUUUGGACUGCGGGGAUGUUAGAAUAUAUGGUAGUUAGAGUUAUAUUAGAAUGGACUGAUUUGUGUGGACUUCUUUCAUAUCUGUAAUUCUUUCUUAUCUUCUCCCCAUGUACUCCUAUAUAUCGGCCCCUGAGGCUCAAUAUAAUGGGUCCAAUAUUCAUAGUAUUCUCUCUCCCUA
Messenger RNA from Oryza sativa Japonica Group (Japanese rice), 1090 nucleotides. The record is from RefSeq and is a predicted model, not a curated record. Lineage: Eukaryota; Viridiplantae; Streptophyta; Magnoliopsida; Poales; Poaceae.